Molecule: messenger RNA, 2908 nt
Organism: Procambarus clarkii (red swamp crayfish)
Lineage: Eukaryota; Metazoa; Arthropoda; Malacostraca; Decapoda; Cambaridae
Product: protein amalgam
Biological process (GO): synapse organization; homophilic cell-cell adhesion
Cellular component (GO): axon; plasma membrane; neuronal cell body
Molecular function (GO): axon guidance receptor activity; protein binding
Source: RefSeq, a predicted model, not a curated record
GUCAGUAGCAUUACAGCACUAGUGAAGGCGAGACGUGGUAGCGCAGAGAGAGAUAAUCCUUCAAAAUACCAGGGAAAGCAAUUCAGUAAUGUAACGAGACUAAGCAUACCUGGUGGAAAUACGAACAGUUGAAAUGUCAGUAGAAAGUCAGUGAAUUCCUUCAGGCGUUUCGUGUGAUAAAACUCAUCAAACAUUGUAAGCGGAAGUCAGCAGUCUGAGUGGUUAUAGUUUGGUGACUUCUGCAGAUUGGUUGAACAUAUUAUACGAGUGACUUCUGUCGCAGUUUUGAUUGGCCAUUUAGGAGUGGCUCGUGCUGCAGUUAGAGUGGUUAUACAAGGGGUGGCUCCGCCUGCACUUCACCACUGAGCCCUGGAGAGAGGACUGGACGAUGGGCGCUCCGCUAGGCUUCACUCUACUCGUCCUACUGCUGCUGACGCCACAAGGACUGUCCAAGGGCUACAACAACAAGUUCAGCUACAACGACGACGGCAGUAGCUACUACGAGGAUUACAAGGAGGACGAGGUGGAGGAAGUGAGGCCGAACUUCCUUGCGAGACCUCAGUCCUUCACCGUAGAGGUCGGCCAGUCCGUCAUCCUGCCUUGUGAUGCUGAGAACCCAGGCACCAACAAGCUCAUCAUCAAGAAAAUCGCCACCGACGGAGGCAAGGACAAGCUGGUGUCUGUUGGGGCAGAAAAGGUCACCAGGGACCGUCGCAUCACCGUAGACGGCUCCCGUCUCACAAUCUCCCCUGUCCGUCCCCGUGACGCCGGGUACUUCCUCUGUAUGUUCGAGCUGGAGCCGCCCGUCGAGCUCAAACACAGCUUGGACGUGCAGUUUGCCCCGUCCAUCGAGUCCCUCGUCCCUCCAGAGCAGCAUGUAGCCAAGGGCACCACCGUGACCUUAGAGUGCAAGGCCCAGGGCAAUCCGGAGCCUGUUAUUCGCUGGUCCCGUCAGGAGGGGUCUCUGCCCUCAGGCCUCUCCACAGAAGAGGGUAACACGCUGACGAUAGAGGGCGUCGACCGGCACGUGGAGGGCACCUACCUCUGUACCGCUGACAACGGCAUUGGCGGCCCCAAUUCUGCCGCCAUGUCCAUCACCGUUGAGUACCCGCCGGAGAUCACCACAGAGAAAUCGAUAGUGACGACGGGAGACGGUGACAAAGCCGAGCUGGUGUGUGUGGUACAAGGACGACCCUCUCCUGACGUGACUUGGACCAUGAACGGACGCCCUCUACCGGACAUCCAAAUGGACACCAAACUCUACCGUCCGGGCCGCCACAACGACACCUACGACCCCUACAACUCCCGCAUGAACCCGACCCACGCCGACCACCUGAACCUCGCCCAUGCGGCCCACCGACACAUCUACACCAUCGAGAACGUCUCCGAAAAGGACUUCGGAGACUAUGUUUGCGUCGCCAAGAACACCCACGGGCAAAAGAAUGCCAAAAUACACUUGACAGGCCUACCUAAGCCUCCCCACGUGACUAGCAGCCCCAAUGGAGGGGAGAGAACCAUGUACACCCUCACAUGGGAGACGGAGAGCUACUAUCCUAUCAUUGAGUUGAUGAUAAAUUAUCGCAAGGCUAACAUGGGAGGCUGGCAGACCAACCGAACUAUGACGAUGGACGGCAGCUGGGAGAUCAUCUCCAGCGGCGUGGAUCCGAAGGACCUGGUGAACGACGACACCCGGCACUCCAUGACCUACACCCUCACCAACCUGGAGGUGGCGACGGACUACCUCGCUGUGAUCAGGGUCCGCAACAAGGAUGGCUGGUCGGCGGAGUCCCAGCACUUCUCCUUCUCCACCAAGAAAGCGGCCUUGGCAGUCCUACAGUCAACGAGCAGCGGAGUCAGAUGUCCAACAGGUGUCUCUUCCUUGCUUCUCCUCACCCUCGUCCUUCCUAAUGUGUAGAAAGCAACAUUGUUCUAGGAAUGACAACGUCUUGCUUCUUGCAUCCAGCGACGCUUAGACAGCGUUAUGUGCGGUUUAUGUAAAUGCCUUCACAGAUUCUUACAUAACCUGAUGUUUGAGGGGAAACAAAACUAAUAUAUGAAAAACUGUCAAAUUGGAGAUUAAGUUCGAAUUUCAAAGCCAAAUAUGGAUGUAAGUUCUAUCAGUCUGAUGGAUGUGUGUGUGUGUGUGUGUGUGUGUGUGUGUGUGUGUGUGUGUGUGUGUGUGUGUGUGUGUGUGUGUGUGUGUGUGUGUGUGGCCCCGUUGUUACAGAUGAAGGUCACAUAGGAAGAGUAUGGGAUCUGCUGCCUAGUGUCCCUGAGACCAGCUGUCCAGAGUGUUCCUGGGACCUGCUACCCAGAGUAUCUCUGGGAGCAGCUGUGCAUAUGGGAAGGUGUGAGGAAGCGUUCCACUCUCCCCCCAGGUUCUGUGUACCCGAGGGGCUCUGAGACCGCUUCAGUCCGCUGUACAUUAUUCUGUGGCUGUUUACAUCUAACUUAGUAUUCUAAUAGGUGUUUUAAACUAAUGUAGCAUUACCUGUAAGUUUAGAUGAAGCAUGAAGCAAUAGUUUGAUUUUGCAUCCUUCCAAACAUCAAGCCAGUUUUAUAAUAUAAGAAGGUAACAAGCAGUGAAAACAAUAAAAAUUAUAUAAAAAAAAAGGAAGUAAAUCUUAGACAAUUAUAUUUUUCCCUUGAAGGUCAGAGGUGAACUGAUGGAUGCACUGUCACCCUAAAGUGGCGAGCCUUGGUACCCAGCCACGCUAUACCUGGUGUGUGUGUGUGUGUGUGUGUGUGUGUGUGUGUGUGUGUGUGUGUGUGUGUGUGUGUGUGUGGGUGUGUGUGUGGUAUCUUAGUGGAAUGUUAUGAUUUAAUGAGAAAUAUGUAUGUCUCGAACUUAUUUUGUACAUGUGAAUAUCCCUUCAUGUUAUAUUACCCCAAACAUACAUAUAUAUAU